UGAUACCACAGUGAAGUGCGAUGGAUCCCGGCUAAAUUCAAAACAAAAUAAUGAUACUAUAAAUAUUACAUGGAGUAUUAACGGGCAGGAUUAAUUAAGUGGCAUUACAAACUGAUAUACACUGCAUCAAAAUGUCGGUCGUAAUUGAGACGACCAUUGGUGACGUUACCGUGGAUUUGUUUUUAGCUCAGCGCCCCAAAGCAGCGCUAAAUUUCCUGAAAUUGUGCAAACUCAAAUACUAUAACUACAACUUGUUUCAUACCAUUCAACAUGGAUUCAUCGCUCAGACAGGAGAUCCCAGUGGUUCUGGUGAUGGAGGCUCUUCGUUUUGGGGAGUUCUGGAGGGGAAACACAAACGAUACUUCGAAGGUGAAACAGUGCCAAAAAUGAAGCACACUGAACCCGGUCUGUUGUCAAUGGUCUGCGCUGGCGAGGGUUUGAUUGGAUCGCAGUUUUUCUUUACGUUGGGCCCCGAGCUGAUUUCCCUGGAUGGCGGAGGGCACGUCGUUAUUGGCGAAGUAACCGAAGGACAUGAGGUGCUGCGGAAGCUCAACGAAACUAUUUGCGAUGAGAAAAAUCGACCAUACAAGGAUGUUAGAAUCACUCACACCGUCAUUCUUGAGGACCCCUUCGAUGACCCGAGGGGUUUCAGAGAGCCAAGUAGAUCACCUUCACCAUCUGCGGAGCGGCUGGCCGGGGGCAGGAUAGGAGCGGAUGAGGACAUUGACGACACCGAUGGGAAAACAGCGGAGGAAAUUGCAGAAAUGUUCGCUGAACGAGAGGCGAAAGCCCGCGCCACGAUUCUGGAGAUUGUGGGUGACAUACCGGAUGCGGACGUUGCUCCACCGGAAAAUGUUUUGUUUGUGUGCAAACUGAAUCCGGUCACUACGGAUGACGAUUUGCAAAUCAUUUUUAGUCGUUUCGGAAAAAUAAAGGGAUGUGAAGUUAUUCGGGACAAAGUUAGUGGCGAUUCAUUACAGUAUGCUUUUAUUGAGUUUGAGGAUAAGAAAUCCUGCGAGGAUGCUUACUUUAAAAUGGACAAUGUGUUGAUUGACGAUCGGCGGAUUCAUGUAGAUUUCUCCCAAUCCGUUUCGAAGGUUCGUUGGAGGGGCAAAGGCAAAGGUAUUGAAUAUUUUGAUGGAAGUGACAAGAAGGAUUUCAAAAAUAUUGGUCAUAAAGAUUACGAUGAUGUUGGUUAUAAAGGUCGAAAACGUACCACUGGUAGUCCCAAGAAAACUUCAAAGUCUUUUUCAUCUAGCAGAUCUCGAUCUCGUAGCCCUAAGAAACGGCAUAGAAGUCCGGUCAGACAACAGGGUAAUGGAGGAGGCAACCGUGACAAAAGGCGUUCUCCUUGGCGUACAAACGGUGGUAAUGACAACCGUGGAGACAAUGUAGGAAAUCGCGAUAAAAAGGUUCGGUUGUCGGAGAGCAAUACUGGUUAUCGCGAGGAACGCAAUGGCCGAAAUAUUCGGGUCGAACAUGGCAAGGUAGACUAUAAAAAUCGCCCAUAUCCAAACACAUUUUUGAAGAGAAAUGCGCCUGAUGGUCGUUCUGGAACGAAUCGAGGCAGCAGUCACAACGCUCGCCGUUCCCGUUCGCCAGUUGGAAACCGCCAACGUCGUCGGUCUCAUGAUCGUCUUCGCCCUUCCCGUUCGCGAUCCGGCAGCGCAAGUCAACGCAGGAAUGCGGAAUCCACAGAUCACAACAAAUCAGGCGAAAGUAAGCACAGGACGAAGAGUCCAGUGAAUCAUCGUUCGCGAGAUAGAUCUGCACGAAGUCGAUCUUUGGAUCACAGAUCAUCGAAUCGCAAGCAGUCACUUGUUGAUGAACGAGAUACUAAACGCAAUCGGAGCAAACGAGACGUCGAUGUGGCUCCAACUCGCCGGUAUUCAUCACCCCCGAAAAGAAAAUCAUCUUCAACCAGUGACAAACGCAAGAAGGCUAAGAAAAGGGAUUGUACUUCUGAUUCCUCCGAAUCUGUUUUUUCUGAGGACUCUUCUUCUUCCGAUGAUGAACGUUCUAAGAAAAAGAAGAAGAAAUCAAGCAGUAAGAAAAAAAUCAAGAAAAAUAGAAAGCGCGCUUCUAGUGAUAGUAGCAGCGAUUCCAGUUCCGAGUCUAGCGACGAAGAAAAACACAAGAAAAAGAGUAAAAGCAAGAAAAAGAAGAAGUACUGAGGAACACACAUCUGAUAAAUUGUAACUAAUAAUAUUGAUUCAAUUUAAUAACAUGUAAAUUUCAAUUUCAAAUUGGGUAAUUCUCAAAGCUGAGUGGAAAGAAACAAGAUAUAAAAAUAUAAAAUCUAAGAU
Toxorhynchites rutilus septentrionalis is the source of this 2306-nucleotide messenger RNA. Its product is annotated as peptidyl-prolyl cis-trans isomerase sig-7. Gene Ontology annotation, biological process: protein peptidyl-prolyl isomerization. Bases 132 to 2174 code for a protein of 680 amino acids. The record is from RefSeq and is a predicted model, not a curated record. Gene Ontology annotation, molecular function: RNA binding; peptidyl-prolyl cis-trans isomerase activity. Gene Ontology annotation, cellular component: nucleus. Lineage: Eukaryota; Metazoa; Arthropoda; Insecta; Diptera; Culicidae. The transcript has a single exon.